Podarcis lilfordi (Lilford's wall lizard) is the source of this 987-nucleotide messenger RNA. Lineage: Eukaryota; Metazoa; Chordata; Lepidosauria; Squamata; Lacertidae. The record is from the annotation of a GenBank genome assembly.
AUGGCCAAGCCUCUGUCGGGGCAGGUGUGCGUGGUGACGGGCGCCUCUCGAGGCAUCGGCAAGGGCAUCGCGCUGCAGCUGUCCGGGGCGGGCGCCACCGUGUACAUCACGGCUCGGCACCGCGAGGCGCUGGAGGCGGCGGCGGCGGAGGUGCGGGCCCGCGGCGGGAAGUGCGUGCCGGUGGUGUGCGACUCGUCCCGGGAGGAAGACGUGGUGGCGCUGUUCGAGCGCGUCCGGCAGGAGCAGGCGGGCCGCCUGGACGUGCUGGUCAACAACGCCUUCUCCGGGGUGGGCUCCAUCGUGGAGGGGUUCGGGCUGCCCUUCUGGGAGAGCUCGACGGCCCUGUGGGACCAGAUCAACAACGCGGGCCUGCGGGGCCACUACAUCUGCACCGUCUACGCCGCCCGGCUGAUGGUGCCCGCCGGCAGGGGGCUGGUCGUCACCAUCUCGUCGCCCGGAGGGCUGCGCUACAUGUUCGACGUGCCCUACGGGAUCGGCAAGGCCGCCUGCGACCGCCUGGCCGCCGACUGCGCCGUCGAGCUGCGCCCCUUCGGCGUGGCCUCGGUGGCGCUGUGGCCGGGCUUCGUGCGCACCGAGAGCCUGGCGCAGGAAGUGGAGCACAGGACGGGGCCCAUGAUGGCGAAGCUGAAGAAGAUGGCCUCCAUGGGAGAGACCCCCGAAGUGAGCGGGAAGUGCGUGGUGAGCCUGGCGUCGGACCCGCGCGUCAUGCGCCACAGCGGGAAGGUGCUCCUCAACCCGGACCUCGCUCGCCUUUACGGCUUCAAGGAUGUGGACGGCAGGGAAGUCUUCAACUACCUCUCGGUGCGGGACAUCCUCUCGGAGCUGAUGCCCAAACUGGCCGGUUUAUUCCGCCUCAUACCUCGGUUCAUCACCAUCCCCAAGUGGGCUCUCGCUCUCUAUUCUAGCAAGUUUUCCGUUUACCCACCCAUCCAACCGCCUCAACUUAAAUCAAAAAAACAAGCCUAA